Aspergillus niger is the source of this 1530-nucleotide messenger RNA. RefSeq lists its product as uncharacterized. Bases 1 to 1530 code for a protein of 509 amino acids. NCBI's taxonomy places the organism in Eukaryota, Fungi, Ascomycota, Eurotiomycetes, Eurotiales, Aspergillaceae. The record is from RefSeq and is a predicted model, not a curated record. The transcript has a single exon.
AUGGUUCGUACUCUAAAGCCCCUUGAGUACUACAGACUCAGUCCACGCUCAUCAGUGGACUCGAAUGCUUUGCUCUCCGUUUCGGACUUUGAGGACUUCAUCACCCCCAGAAGAGCAACUGGCAGGCGCUUUCUAUUCUCAAGGCAUCCAUCAUCCGGAGCCGUCCUUUUCUACCCCAGGCAGUUUCUUCACCAUGUGAUGCGUCGCAUAAUCCCCCGUGGGCUUGGUGGUCUUGUACGGCUCAUCAUAGGCUUCUUGCUCCUGUUGAUCGCUUUGACGGGCAUGCUAUGGCCCUCAUAUACGCAUUUACCCCCACACUAUCAGUUCCUCCGCCAGCAGGCCUCCCGCAGCGGCAUUGCAGGACGAGGGAACCCCCAUAAUGAGACAGUCUUCAUUGCAGCCAUCCUCUACGACCCAGAUGGGAAGCUAGCCAGUGGGAGAUGGGGGCAUGAUUUGCUGCACUUGAUCAAUCUGCUAGGCGAAGAAAAUGUCUUUCUCAGCAUCUAUGAGAACGAAAGUGGCGACAAAGGUCUGACUGCCCUUCGGGACCUAGAGGACCAGCUGCCUUGCCGCAGUUCGAUACAAAUAGAACUGGACCUGGACAUGAGCACCUUCCCUACAGUAACUGUCCCGGGAGGAGGCAAACGGGUGAAACGAACAGACUAUCUCGCAGAAAUGCGGAAUCGUGCUUUACAACCGCUAGAUGAGCACCCAGAGAUUAAGUUUGACAGGAUACUAUAUCUGAACGACGUAAUCUUCGAUCCCAUCGACGUGCUCCAUCUCCUCUUCUCUACCAACAGCGAUGAGAACGGGGUGGCCCAGUAUCGGGCCGCAUGCGCAGUCGAUUUUAUCAACGCAUUCAAAUUCUACGAUACAUAUGCCACAAGGGAUCUGGAGGGCUAUAGAAUUGGCCUGCAGUUCUUCCCUUGGUUCACGUCAGCGGGGUCGGGGGCCAGCCACAAAGAUGUCCUGAAAGGAAAAGAUGCGGUUCGAGUGCGCAGCUGUUGGGGUGGAAUGGUGGCAUUCGAUGCAAAAUAUUUUCAACGACGCGAAAACCCAGUCCGCUUUCGCGCCAAUCCAGAUUUGUUCUAUGAUGGAUCAGAAUGCUGCAUUAUUCACGCCGAUAUUCAAGAUUCGCCAUUGGACACCACGAAGACCACAGACACAGGCAUUUAUAUGAACCCAUUUGUGCGGGUCGCAUACGACGAGCGCAGCCACUCCUGGCUGUGGGUAACACGGCGGUUUGAGAAACUAUACCCGCUUGUCCACAAUAUUGUCAACCACAUGGCAGGCUUGCCCCGAUACAACCCCCGUCGGAGUGAGAUUCCUGGCCAGCUGGUCAAAGAUACGCUGUGGGUGCCCGAUGCGACUGAUGCACGCGAGGGCGCAUUCCGUGAAGUGGAGCGUGUCGCUGGGAAUGACGGCUUCUGCGCGGACGGCUUCGGGGGGCAUCGGGGGAUUUCAGUGAUUGUGGAGGACCGACAGCCUGGCCAGGACGGAUGGGAGCAUAUUCCACUGCCAUCGAUUUAG